CGCCGCUCGGCUGCCAGAAGGGAGCCGCCACCUGCUCCGGUGCGGAGUCGCUUCUCGCUGCGCGCCGAGAGAGGAGAACAGCCGCCCCGCUGCCCGCGCCCGGGAAGUUACCGCCGCUCCGCCGCCGAGGGAGAGCCGCCACCGCCGCUUCCCGGUGCCGACGAGGGAGAAGUCGCCGCCGCGCUCCGCUGCGAGAGGGAAAAGCCCCCGCGGGCGCGCCGCCCCGCUCCGCCGCCGCCUCCCGGUCCCGCCGCGGGCAGGCGGGAUGAUGGAGCCCCCCGCCGCCGCCGCCUGCGCCUCCUGCCGCCGCUGCCCGCUGCCGCCCCUGCUCUGCCUCCUGCUCGCAGCGCUCUGCCUGCCGCCAGCUCUGGGAUUGUACACAGUAAAUGCAGUAUAUGGAGACACUAUUACAUUGCCUUGUCCUCUAGAAGUACCAGAUGGUCUUAUGUUUGGAAAAUGGAAAUAUGAAAUGCCAAAUGGAUCUCCAGUAUUUAUUGCCUUCAGAUCAUCAACAAAAAAAAAUGUACAGUAUGAUGAUGUACCAGACUACAAAGACAGGUUGAAUCUCUCAGAAAACUAUACAUUAUCCAUCAAGAAUGCAAGAAUCAGUGAUGAAAAGAGAUUUGUAUGCAUGCUMGUUACAGAAGAUGAUGUUUCCGAAGAGCCGACGAUAGUCAAAGUUUUCAAACAACCCUCUCAACCAGAAAUCUUACAUCAAGCAGAUGUGUUAGAAACAGAGAAGCUACAAAUGCUUGGGGAGUGCGUUUCAAGGGACAGUUAUCCCGAGGGCAAUGUGACGUGGUACAAAAACGGGAGAGUUUUGCAGCCCGUGGAUGAUGUUGUGGUCAUAAAUUUGCAAAAGAUUGUGGACAAAACAACCGGACUCUACACCUUGACAUCAUCUCUUCAGUACAUGCCAACAAAGGAAGAUGUAAAUGCCAAGUUCUCUUGCAUUGUGACUUAUCAUGGACCAUCUGGACAGGAGACWAUGCAGUCUGAACCAGUUGUCUUCGAUGUUCACUACCCAACAGAGAAGGUGACUAUUCAAGUGCUGUCACAAAGUAGUACCAUUAAAGAGGGCGAUAACAUCACUCUGAAGUGCUCAGGAAAUGGCAACCCUCCUCCACAGGAGUUCCUGUUUUACAUUCCAGGAGAAACAGAAGGUAUAAGAAGCUCAGACACUUAUGUAAUGACAGAUGUGAGACGAAAUGCAACCGGAGAGUACAAAUGUUCCCUGACUGACAAAAGCAUGAUGGACUCGACCACCAUCACUGUGCACUAUUUGGAUUUGCAGCUUACUCCUAGCGGGGAAGUCACAAAACAGAUUGGAGAGAACCUGCCUGUGUCAUGCACGAUUUCUUCUAGCAGAAAUGCAACYGUGUUUUGGAUAAAGGACAAUACCAGAAUGCAAACAAGUCCAUCAUUUUCAAGUCUUCAGUAUCAAGAUGCUGGAAACUACAUCUGUGAAACCACUCUGCAGGAGGUUGAAGGGUUGAGGAAAAGGCAGACACUCAAACUCAUUGUGGAAGGAAAACCUCAAAUCAAAAUGACCAAGAAGACCAACACAAAUAAAAUGUCUAAAACAAUUAUCUGCCAUGUGGAAGGUUUCCCCAAACCAGCAGUGCAGUGGACAGUUACAGGCAGCGGAAGCAUCCUAAAUAAAACAGAGGAGACAAAAUAUGUUAAUGGGAAAUUUUCCAGUAAAAUUGUAAUUGCUCCUGAGGAAAAUGUAACUUUAACUUGCAUUGCAGAAAAUGAGCUAGAAAGGACUGUGACCUCCAUGAACGUCUCUGCCAUCAGUAUUCCAGAAUAUGAUGAUCCAGAGGACAGAAGUGAAGACAGUAGUGAAAAGGUUAAUGACCAGGCAAAGCUAAUAGUGGGAAUUGUGGUUGGUCUUCUGCUGGUUGCUCUGAUUGCAGGCUUUGUCUACUGGCUCUAUGUGAAGAAAUCAAAGACAGCAUCAAAACAUGUAGACAAAGAUCUUGGAAAUAUAGAAGAAAACAAAAAACUAGAGGAAAACAAUCAUAAAUCUGAAACUUAAGAGAAAAUGUGUCAGUCAUCAUUCCAGAGAAUACAUAUAGACCAAUUGAAGCAUGAACGUGGAUUGUAUUUAAACAUAUACAAAGAAAUGACAGCUAUUCAUGGUUCAAGUAUUAAGCAGAUCAUACUACCAGGUUUUCAAAGGAUUUUAGACACAAUUAUCUCAAGCUAAAAAGAAAAA
This is a messenger RNA of Malurus melanocephalus (red-backed fairy wren), 2221 nucleotides long. It is a transcript of the gene ALCAM, whose product is annotated as activated leukocyte cell adhesion molecule. Bases 266 to 2041 code for a protein of 591 amino acids. The record is from RefSeq and is a predicted model, not a curated record. Gene Ontology annotation, biological process: cell adhesion. NCBI's taxonomy places the organism in Eukaryota, Metazoa, Chordata, Aves, Passeriformes, Maluridae. Gene Ontology annotation, cellular component: plasma membrane. The transcript is spliced from 16 exons.